Molecule: messenger RNA, 3938 nt
Organism: Eufriesea mexicana
Lineage: Eukaryota; Metazoa; Arthropoda; Insecta; Hymenoptera; Apidae
Exons: 6
Coding region: 964-3864 (966 amino acids)
Biological process (GO): sensory perception of sound
Source: RefSeq, a predicted model, not a curated record
UUACUGACGGCCCGUACCGUGAACGAUUGCCGUCGUCGACCGUUGUCACCGUGUCGUCGUGUCGUUGUCGAAUAGAGUCAGCUUUACCAUGCGCUGCUCCUGAUAAACGUAUGCGGUUAGUAAGUGGUGGAACGCUCGUUUCUCGCACUCUCUCUUUCUUUUUCUUUGCUCCUCUCCGCUGCUCCUUCCGCGCUUUCGUUCCACGGUCUUUUCUCUCCCUGACUUGGUCGUUCGUUCCAUUUCCCCCCAGGGGACAGAUUCUCCUCGGCUCAUCGUCGCGGAUGCUCGCGACCGUUUCGUAUUCCACACGAAUGAGCCCUCCUUGAGGAGCGUCCCUCGAGUGCCGUCUCCUGCAGCCACCGACGUGAUAACGAUCCUCGACGAGAUGCAGUGUCGUCGAUUGUCGCGGCGAUCUAUUGGCUAACGACAAAGAAACAUCGCUCUGUUUGCUCUCUCUCUCCAUCCUUGUGCAUCGAUUCUCAGUAAGGACGUAGUGCUUGGAACUUGACUUGGAAGUGGGACAAGAUUCCACCGCUGACUUUUGGAUAGGCAAGCCUGACACUUCUCGCCGAUCUCGUGCACAGUGCCACCGCAGUCUGCAAUAUGUCGCGCCAUAUGUUGCAUUUCUCGACGUGAAAUUACGUUCAGUGAUUCGGAACGUGACUGCUUGUCAUUGCUAAAGCUUCUUCGCGGUCACGUAAUAAAUUCGGCUGCGAUAUUUAUCGAUCCCAAUUAGCCGUCUGUAUAGACGCACCGUUGCGCGACUACAGAGACACCUCGGCUGAAUAUUCGUCCCGUCACACGAUCGUCGAUCAACGAGGAGGUCGCGACCUUAACGCCAAGUUUCUAUAAACAGAGAAAGGAGGAGGAACGAGUGGACGAAAAGAGGAGAAAGCAGGGGCCGGUUCAGUCGAUGACCAGGUGUAGCUCAUCGACGAAGUGACAGUGCCCUCGAAUGUGUAUAUGGACGAGAUAGUCACGAUGACCGUUCCACCGACACUGCCGGCGAAGACUCAGUCCCGGGACGGGAGUCAGGUUGCCCGACAGACUGUGUCAAUCCGGACUGUUUCCAGUCCCCCCACAGCUCCUCUGAGCACAGGGGCCGGAGCAACGGUAUUUGUCGGACUGGCCGCUCCUGGCGCCGAUUCCUCGGCAGCCUGUAGGAGAAGAAUCCCGGAAGUGCAAGCCGCGAACGGCUACGGUAAGCAGAGCAGCGUGAAGUCUGGCCAGACCACGCAGAACCAGCACCAACAGCAGUACGUACAACAGCAACAUCAGCAGCAGGCGGCUCAUGUGGUGAAGAUCAAGAUCAACCCGGAUGGUGACAAGAACGGCAGAGUGAUAUCGACUGUACGAUUGACGCUGGACGAGAACGUUGGCCACGAAGUCGAGAAGGAGAACGGGAUCGCGUGCGAACGUUCGAGCAAGCGUGACGGUGGUGUGGUCGUGAGUGCGACGAAUCUGGUGAACGAGCAGCGUUGUGGAAGUGCUGGUGCCGGUGACGGCUGUGUGAGGAUCAGUGUUGGCUCGAACGCCUUCGAACGCAACAAUAAUAACAACAAUAAGGACAAGCGUAAUCGGAACGACGACAGCCCGAAGGAAGACAUGGUUCACCGUGAAACGUCAGAGCCUAUGAACACAUCCUCCUCGAACAACCGUUCGAGUGCCUGCUUCUAUUACAACUCAUACCCUAACCAGCUGAACGGGAUGGUGAUAUCCAGUGGGCAAUGUUCGCCCAGCGACACCCUGGACAGCGGGACCUGCAGCGAUCUGGACGGUACACCGCCACCACUUCCUAAAAAGAAGAACGCCAGUACGGUUAUCCUGGCUAGCGAUCAGCACAACCGUACAGGUAGCUUGACCAGCAGUGGCGCGGAGGUGGACAGCGACGAUAAUGAGAGCAACAUCAGCUGCGACUCUCUGAACGGUGGAGAGCUGAGUGACAGAAUAGUGGACGGAGGUAUAAAUGGGAACGGUGUCGAGGCUGAUCGAGCGUCCUUGGAAUUUCAAGAACACUCGGAGAGUCAUCGACUGAAGAAUGGGCUAGAUCGUUCAAAGUAUCGGGAGGCAAACGAUACUAUCUUGAACCUAAACCGACUGGACCUGUCUGACGACCACGACGAACGAACGAAGGAGGAAUCCACUCAAGUUGUCUCGACUCCGGAUGUCGACUCAAAUUCUUGUUCGUCCAGGGCCUCUCCUAGCGUCUCUCCCUCGCCGUCCGGGGCAUCUUCAUUGUCAAAAGCCUCUUCGACCCCGAGAAUCAGGAGUCCAGACCCGGUAACCGAGCAGAAUAUCAGGCUAUCCUCCCCGGUAGUGAAGGAAUGCACUUACGAGGAGAGGAAACAGGAACAGGAGAGGCUAGAGCAAGAGUCUAUUGCCGGUGAUAUCGAUACCAGCGUGAAUCCCCUGACGGGAAAGAAGUAUGUGUACGAGUAUGACAGGUUCUACAAGUUUCACGUGAACGAACUGAAGGGUAACAAUAAAGACACUAACAGAGGUGUGGUGUUAGGCGAUAAGGACACCGACGAAUGUUUCGCCGGUUACAAGAUCCUCGAGAAGGAAGCCAUACGCAGUGCCAAGGGAACUGUGCGCGGUGUCAAAAACAGGGUUCGAGCUGGGAUCGCAACGUUCCUUCAGAAACCCUCUUCUCAGAGGGUGGUGAAAGGCGUGCUCAAAGGUCAGAAGGACAGGAUGUCGAAAAAUUCACGAAUCGUCGGUCUAGAUUUCACCGAAUACCGUUCAAACACUUCCGACACUCAUCGACUGAAGAAUGGGCUAGAUCGUUCAAAGUAUCGGGAGGCAAACGAUACUAUCUUGAACCUAAACCGACUGGACCUGUCUGACGACCACGACGAACGAACGAAGGAGGAAUCCACUCAAGUUGUCUCGACUCCGGAUGUCGACUCAAAUUCUUGUUCGUCCAGGGCCUCUCCUAGCGUCUCUCCCUCGCCGUCCGGGGCAUCUUCAUUGUCAAAAGCCUCUUCGACCCCGAGAAUCAGGAGUCCAGACCCGGUAACCGAGCAGAAUAUCAGGCUAUCCUCCCCGGUAGUGAAGGAAUGCACUUACGAGGAGAGGAAACAGGAACAGGAGAGGCUAGAGCAAGAGUCUAUUGCCGGUGAUAUCGAUACCAGCGUGAAUCCCCUGACGGGAAAGAAGUAUGUGUACGAGUAUGACAGGUUCUACAAGUUUCACGUGAACGAACUGAAGGGUAACAAUAAAGACACUAACAGAGGUGUGGUGUUAGGCGAUAAGGACACCGACGAAUGUUUCGCCGGUUACAAGAUCCUCGAGAAGGAAGCCAUACGCAGUGCCAAGGGAACUGUGCGCGGUGUCAAAAACAGGGUUCGAGCUGGGAUCGCAACGUUCCUUCAGAAACCCUCUUCUCAGGCAUACAUAAAGAAGGAAUUGGGGAAGGUGGUGGUGUACACGACAACCUCCGGUAUCGUGAGGAAAACGUUCUACAACUGCAAGAAGGUGAAACAGAUUCUGAGGACGCACAUGGUCAAAUACGACGAGUUGGACCUGUUCGGCGAUGCCGAGCUGCAAACCGAGCUGAGAGAUCGCUUGGGCUCCACGGUUAUUCAGUUGCCGCAGCUCUUCAUUGAUGGACAACACAUUGGGGGAUUCGAUACCGUGGAGCGACUCAACGAAUCUGGAGAGCUGAGGGACAUGCUUAAGCCUUACCAGAGCGAGGACGCCUGCACAGUGUGCCUGUUCUGCGGUGGCUACCAGUGGCAACUAUGUCCAGUGUGCAAUGGUAGCAAGAGAUCAGUUCAUCGCAAUGACUUCACCGCGGAAUUCGUGGCCCUGAAGUGUGCGAAAUGCGACGUGAAUGGCCUGAUUCGCUGUCCCCACUGCUGAGGCGCUAGUAGUAGAGAAAAUGGCGGCCGCGUGCCCUAGGAGGAGCGACGCCGUCAUUCCUGACGCUGUCACUG